CGCUGAACAGAAACACUCCAUUGGCGGGAAAAUGGCGUCGACCUUCUCCAACCCAGCCCUCCCUCACAGAGACAUGGUCACGAUACUUUCUGAGUGUCAGAUCGCAAACAUCAGAGAAGAAGAUCUCUCCAACCCAUCUUCUGAACUCGUAUGUGCAAUCUACACCAACCUUCUCAUCUAUCUCGAUCCUCUCCAGGAUAAUCCUGACCAAGCUGAUUUUGGUGCUUUGGGGCAACUGGAUAAUCCAGACCUUCAUGUUGAAUCCAUUAAGACCAUGAAUUUGUACCACAAGGUGAAGGAGAUUGUUGCUGCAGUCAAUUGCCCCAUUGAAUUCACUUUGAAAGAUAUGAUAAAGCCAGAUACAAAGAGGACGGGCGUAAUCCUCAGUGCGUUACUCAACUUCUCCCUUCACAGGGAAGGAAAAUUGACUCUAUUACAACCAAUUGUUGAUGAGAUGAAUUUCUACGAACAGCAAAGUUUGGAGUUGGAGACAAGGAUUUCUCAGAUGAAUGUGGAAAUUUCAGAGCAUAGAGAAGCAAGGGAAAGGGAGCAGCCAUUUGUUCAACAGUUAGAUACUGAAGUCAAUGAGCUACGCCAGACCAUCCAGGGACUUAAUAACCACCAGAUGUCUUUGAAGGGAUCCUUUAGAACUUUAAGGGAAAACAGUAAAGAAAUGGAUGAGAAGAUUUCAAAUGCUGAGUUUUUAUUGGUGCAAAGUGCACAAGAAAAUGCCAAGUUGAGAUCUAAAAUUGUCCAAUCACCCGACAAACUGCAGGGGGCUUUGGAGGAGAAGAAAUCAACUCGGGCUGAAAUGAAGAACUCUGAAAGAUCAGCCAUGGAGUUGUUUCAGGAGAAGACUGCAGCUGUUGAGGUGUAUUCGAAGGCUUGCAAGAAAAUGUCCAAGCACCUCAUGCAGAUGCAAGGAAUACAAGAACAGGUCAACAAAUCCAAAGGAAUUGAUAAAGAUGUCAAGAUUUUGAAGGCUAAGCUGACCGAGGAUGAAGUGUUGGAUAUGUCCCUUGAAGCAAAAGUAGUUGAACGGCAGGGAAAAGCGGAACAGGUGGAGGAAUUAAGGAAGGCACUGGAGAAAGAAAGAUAUCUGAAACAUGAGGAGGUUACCAAUGAACUACAUAAUAUUACGUUGGAGGUGGAAGAAAAGAAGCAUGAUCUACAAACAAGACAAAGAAAGGUUGAAGAAGUUGUAGCAGAGGCAGAAGACACAGCUUUGAAGAUUAAUUUAGUGAAAGAAUCUGCUGCAGUCAUACAGCAAGGACUAGAGCAUAAAAGUCAAGAGGUUGUGAAUGAGUUUCACAGUUAUACAGGUAAGAUGGGAACCCUUCUGCAAAGCAUCUCUCACCCAAGCUAGAAAGGUUGUAUGGGCAUCAAUCCCCAGUGGGCAGAUCUAAGGAAGCGGCAUGUCUAAUUGCAUCAUGUAAAUACUCCGGUCAUAGCCAGCAGUAACUUGGUUAAACAAUCCUGGUAUUGAUGAAUACCCUCUUUUUUAUGGUCCAAACCUGCUUCACUGUUUUAUGCCAUGGGAGAAAUAUUACUCUUGUUCCUUUUCUUUGUUUUGUGAGGGCAUUAUUGUAUUUAAGGCACAUGAGUUUUGCAAUUUUGUAGGAAUUAUUAUCUGUAUUUUUUUUUUUUUUGGGGGGGGGGGGUUGGAAUUGGGUUGGUGGGACAAGGAUGAGCUGUUUCAAAUUGUCUUGGCUUUGAGUCUAGGAGACUUGACAUAUCAAACAGUGAACUAUAGCACUUUGAUCAAGGACUUCAGAAUUCUAUGAACCA
Molecule: messenger RNA, 1788 nt
Organism: Macadamia integrifolia
Lineage: Eukaryota; Viridiplantae; Streptophyta; Magnoliopsida; Proteales; Proteaceae
Product: kinetochore protein NUF2 homolog
Exons: 11
Coding region: 32-1366 (444 amino acids)
Biological process (GO): kinetochore organization; mitotic spindle organization; meiotic chromosome segregation
Cellular component (GO): Ndc80 complex; kinetochore
Molecular function (GO): protein-containing complex binding
Source: RefSeq, a predicted model, not a curated record